UCCGCGCAUGCGCACAUCAUUCUUCACAAUAAAGGAAACAUCUGAAUUGUGCAGCAGAGACGACUACUUCUGUGUCCGUUUCAAAUGUAUGACUCGAAAGAACAUGUCAUAACAUGCUAGGUAACAAAUACGUCAAGACUGACUCAGAUUAAGUCUGAGGCCGGUAACAUCAACAGUGAGGACAAACCCAGCCUGCCUCUCCUUCCACACUGAGUCCAAACCUACAGUCACUGGGUCCUGAUUGUGACAGUGCAGCCCAGUUUGCACUGCAGGAUCCAGAGAUGGCAUCAGUGAAGCUGGAAGACUGCAGUCAAACACUGGAGCUGAAUGCCAACAUUAAAGAUGAAGAAGAGGAGGAGGAGAUUGGGGAAUCUGUUAGUCAUGGACGACUAGAAUUAAGUCUGAAGCCGGUAACAUCCACAGUGAGGACAAACCCAGCCUGCCUCUCUCCUUCCACACUGAGUCCAAACCUACAGUCACUAGGUCCUGAUUGUGACAGUGGAGCCCAGUUUGCACUGCAGGAUCCAGAGAUGGCAUCAGUGAAGCUGGAAGACUGCAGUCAAACACUGGAACUGAAUGUCAACAUUAAAGGUGAAGAAGAGGAGGAGAAGAUUGGGACAUCUAUUUCUCAUGGAGACCAUGUUGAGACAUUCUCUACAUCCAGAGAGCAACAGCAGGAAGAUCACAGAGCUAAGAGGUCUCACCACUGCCCACAUUGUGAGGAGACUUUCCCAAUUCUAUCAAAGCUAAAAAUACACCUAAAAAUACACACAGGAGAGAAUCCGUAUUCCUGUACUGACUGUGGGAAGAGAUUCAAAACAUCAAGGAAUCUGACAGUUCAUCAGAGUGUGCACAAUGGAGUGAAGCCUUACUCCUGCUCUGACUGUGGGAAGAGUUUUUCUCGAAUGAACUUCUUAAAAACACAUACACGUAGACAUACAGGACUGAAGCCUUACUCCUGCUCUGAAUGUGUAAAAUUCUUCACAACAUCAGCUGAGCUAAAAGUUCAUCAGAGAACACAUACAGGAGAGAAGCCUUACUCCUGCUCUGACUGUGGAAAGAUUUUCUCUCAACUUGGCCCCUUAAAAAGACAUGAACGUAUACAUACAGGAGUGAAACCUUACUCCUGCUCUGACUGUUUAAAAUGCUUCACAACAUCAGCUGAGCUAAAAGUUCACCAGAGAACACACACAGGAGAGAAGCCUUACUCCUGCUCUGACUGUGGAAAAAGUUUCUCUCAACUGAUUCUCUUAAAAAGACAUGGACGUAUACAUACAAGAGUGAAGACUUACUCCUGCUCUGAUUGUAUAAAAUGCUUCACAACAUCAGGUCAGCUAAAAGUUCAUCAGAGAACACACACAGGAGAGAAGCCUUUCUCCUGCUCUGACUGUGGAAAGAGUUUCUCUCUACUGUGCAACUUAAAAACACAUGAACGUGUACAUACAGGAGAGAAGCCUUAUUCCUGCUCUGACUGUGGAAAGAGUUUCUCUCUACUGUGCAACUUAAAAACGCAUGAACGUGUACAUACAGGAGUUAUUUCUCACCGUUGAUCUGACUCUAGAAACUGUUUUAAAACAACAGCUGAGCUAAAAGGUCAUCAGAGACAGACACAGGAGAGGAACCUGACUUCUGCUCUUAAUGUGGCAAGAGUAACUCAAGUGAAAGUCACCAAGUAGAAUACCACUUGAGUAAAAGUAUUUGGUUUUAAAUAUACUUAAGUAUCAAAACUAAAAGUAUGAAUCAUUU
Molecule: messenger RNA, 1746 nt
Organism: Oncorhynchus keta (chum salmon)
Lineage: Eukaryota; Metazoa; Chordata; Actinopteri; Salmoniformes; Salmonidae
Product: gastrula zinc finger protein XlCGF17.1-like
Exons: 4
Coding region: 282-1550 (422 amino acids)
Cellular component (GO): nucleus
Source: RefSeq, a predicted model, not a curated record